GCUCUCUCACUCUCUCCUCAACGCUACAAAACCACGAGUGCCCAUUCUUUCUAUAAUAGCCAUUUGCAAUCUUAAUUCCAUACACUCAUAUGUCUUAUUCUGCUACUUCGACUUUGACAAUGUCUGGUGAGCAACAGUCUUUCACACUCAAAAUAGAGAAAGAACAUGAACACCGCUCCCAGAGAGUUAAGUCUCUGGAUUUCCAUCCAACAAAGCCAUGGAUUCUAACAAGUUUACAUUCAGGAACAAUAUGUAUCUGGAACUACCAAUCACAAGUUAUAGAGAAAUCUAUCAAUGUUACAGAAUCACCAGUAAGGUCAGCAAAGUUUGUAGCACGUGAGCAAUGGAUUGUUGCAGGAGCUGAUGAUAAGUUUAUUCGCGUAUACAAAUUCAAUUCUGAUGAAAAGAUUAAAGAAUUUGAGGCGCACACAGAUUAUAUCAGAUCCAUAACCGUGCAUCCAACACUUCCAUAUGUGUUGUCAGCAUCUGAUGACACGCUUAUAAAGCUCUGGGACUGGGAGAAGGAUUGGGCGUGCGCUCAAGUCUUUGAGGGACAUAGCCAUUAUGUAAUGCAAGUAGCAUUCAACCCAAGAGACACCAACACCUUUGCGAGUGCAUCACUUGAUUGCACGGUCAAGAUAUGGGAUCUUGGCACACGUACUCCAACUUUCACUCUCGAGGCGCAUUCAAAGGGGGUUAAUUGUGUCGAUUUCUUUGCAAAUAGUGAUAAAGCCUAUCUAAUCAGUGGCUCUGAUGAUCAUGAUGUUAAGGUUUGCCAUCAUAAUUCCAUUCUUUGUCUUCAGUCUAGAAGAAUUGGAUUCUUGUUUUCGUUUUGAAUUUUUUUUUUUUU
This is a messenger RNA of Camellia sinensis, 850 nucleotides long. Lineage: Eukaryota; Viridiplantae; Streptophyta; Magnoliopsida; Ericales; Theaceae. The record is from RefSeq and is a predicted model, not a curated record.